AUGUCCGGCGGAAACACUCAGAGAUUUCGUCCACCGUGGGUGAAAGAUGGACCUAACUCGGUACCGAAGGCUACUGUGCCGUGGAGGACCAAAGAUAAGACUGCAGCUGCCGCUUCCACCGUCACCGAUGACCAACCAUCGAACGCAGCCGCCUCCGAUGAAGCGAAACAUUUUAAAUUAAGAAAAGUUGGACCGUCAGAAGGCAGAAAAGUUACCGAAAUAAAAAUCGUGCCCAAAAUCGAUCACCAAGGGCCGUUGCAGAUCAACAGUAGAGUCGUGCCAAUAGCCGUUGCACAAGUUCCGGAAAAGGUGAAAAAACCGACAUCUGCGACUACUACCAUGGCAUCGCCAUCAUCAAAACCACCACCGACCAAGGUGGUCCAGGUUCCUGUUACUCCUACACCGGCCCCAACACCUCCACCGCCCCCGAAGCCGCCUUCCGCACCGGCACCGCCUCCACCGCCACCAGCACCGGUAAUGCCGUCCCGGGCACCAGGGCCACCACCGCCUCCACCACCACCCGCGAGUUCUAACGGUGGUUUACCACCCAUAAUUCAAAAACCGCCGACGCCGGAAAAAAUGAAGAAGUUGGAAUCGUUACGGAGUAGACCGAGGAGGCGUCCAGACUGGUCGGACAUGAUGAAAGAAGUAGAAAGCGGUAGGAAGUUGAAACAUGUUGAGUGCAACGAUCGCAGUGCUCCGAUCAUAUCUAGUACCAAGUCCAAGGGUCAGUUUUUGUAUGAAUCCGAAACGAAAGCAGAAGAAACCGAUCACCAUCAGCUGCUAAAAGACAUCCAGCACGGAGUCAAACUUCGCAAAGUAAAGACGAACGAUAAGAGCAAACCGUACAUAGAAGGUCUCAGGAAGUUUAGAAGACAGGAAACGAUUGAUGAAAAAAUUCAAAAGUCUGUGUCGAUGGCUGACGUCGUAGCUGCCGCUGCAGAGCCCGAUGAACUCGAUGACAUUGAUAAAGUUCGAGACGAUUUGCAAUCGGCCAAGCAAAUGCUCGCCUUGGAAUUGCGAAGCAAAGAGGCAUUAGAACGGGAAAACAAACGACUUUUGGCUAGAGUUGCAAAUCUACAAGAAGAACUCAAAGACAAGUCAACUGGCACCUCGGGGCCGAUGAGAUCAGACACGGAUCAACAGCUCAUUAAUAAAUUAAAAGCAGAGGCAACAGAAGCUGAUCAUAUUGUCAAAGACAUGGAACAGAAGUAUCAUGUGACGGCCGAAGAACUGGACAGCACUAGACGGAAACUCGAAAGCGCUUGGCUUAGAAAUCAAAAACUAGAGUUGGAGCUGAAAGCCGCGCUGUCUAGCAGAGUGGUCGCUCAACAGCCGGUUCCCCGACAAAUGUCCAUGAAAAAAUUAUCUGUGAUGCCGUCUGUCGAACACCUGUCCGAGGAAGAGGAAGAAGACGAGGACGAAGAUGAUGACGACAGUUCAGAUGAUGGUUCUAGCGACGCGUCACAAGAGAUCGACGAGGCCAGGAGGACGGCCAGAGAGCUGAAACUGUUGGAGGUGAAACUGAAAGCCGUCCGUGACAAGCAGAAUUCUGCGCUCAAGGACCGCCGGAUGUAUAAACAGGAGUUGGCUAAGAAGCAAAAAGAGCUCAAGUCCGAGAAGAAAAAGUACAAAAUAUUACAGAAAGAAGUGGACAAGAUGGCCAAACUUAUGAGGGACACUGACGAAGAGGAAGAAGAUGAAGAAGAAGAGGAAGAAGAAGAGGAAGAAGAAAGCGAAUCGUCUGAGAGCGAAGAGAGCGACGACGAACCGCAGAGCGAGGGUGAAGCACCCGCGUCGGCCACGCCCGAACAAAAGAAGGACAACCUAUGCCGCCGGUCCAAGUACUACGAGGGGCGGUUGACGUCGCUGAAAAAAGGAAACUACUUGCUCAAGGCCAACGUGGAACGACUCCAGGAUGACGUUAACAAACAAAAAGAGAUGUCGCUGGUGUUGCAAGAAGACUUGAAUUCGGUGUUGGCCGAACUCGGAUGAAAAUAAAAAUAAUACUGCAGUUUACCGCUGUGGCCGGCACGCGCGUAUAUAAUAAUAAUUAUUAUUGACAUCGAUUUCGUGCUGUAAAGUAUAAUAUACCUAUACGUUAUAAUAAAUUGUCAUUAUUCUAUUAUAGCAUUAUAUUUAUAUAACGUGGUUUUAGCCCCGUUUUAUUAUAAUAUGACACAAUUAUUAUGAUAUUUUAACGAAAUAAAUAUUAUUUAUUAUGA
This is a messenger RNA of Rhopalosiphum padi (bird cherry-oat aphid), 2225 nucleotides long. RefSeq names its product DNA ligase 1-like. Lineage: Eukaryota; Metazoa; Arthropoda; Insecta; Hemiptera; Aphididae. The record is from RefSeq and is a predicted model, not a curated record. Bases 1 to 1995 code for a protein of 664 amino acids. The transcript is spliced from 9 exons. Gene Ontology annotation, molecular function: actin binding.